This is a messenger RNA of Diatraea saccharalis (sugarcane borer), 3165 nucleotides long. Lineage: Eukaryota; Metazoa; Arthropoda; Insecta; Lepidoptera; Crambidae. The record is from the annotation of a GenBank genome assembly.
ACUCUCAGUGGGGACGGCCAUUGAGCUACAUGUCCGUCAACUUUACACAUGAAUGGCCCAAAUAUGAUAAUAUGGCCUAUGAAAACAAUUAUCGUCUUUGUUCUCCAUAUUAUCAUUACAGAAGCUGUGUUAACUACACGAACAGCUAGUUUUCCUAUAGGUAAUUAGUAAUGUGACUUUGUUUAACUUUCGGAGAAACUGUUUAUGUUUCUGUAUUUACUUUCAGGUGGUUUGUUCAACAGUAGAACAUCAGAGAGUUCGUAUCAAGCUUUUGAAAGGAUCAGUCGACUCGGUGGUGCAAAAUCUUACCACGGUCGCGCUUUGCAGUCUCAAGUGGUGGACAGCUACUCGACCGCAUUAGACCUAUGUUCUUUCACAUCAGAUGGUAAAGGUAUCGCUGCCCUUAUAGAUUCUCGACCAACAGAGGGUAUUUGUGACACAACUUGUUUGAUUAGCAACAGGUAUAAUGUUGCACACCUUGCUAUAGGAUGGGAGCCAACAGAUACUCUAAAAGAUGAUAUUUUUACGUUUAUGUAUUAUCCACCUCCAGAUUUAAUAUCAAAAGCUUAUGCAACCCUCAUUAAAGAUUUAGAAUGGGAUAAAUUCACUAUAUUGUACGAGGAUGAUGGAAGUUUCAUUCGCUUACAAGAAAUUAUUAACACUUGGCCACAAGAAAAUCCGAGAAUACUAUUCAGGCAACUUGAUCCCGAAGGUGAUAAUAAAGAAAUAUUCAAACACAUUUUCAAAGUGGCACGAAUCAGCUAUCAUAUUUUAGAUUGCGAUGUAAACAACGUACGCAAAUACAUGGAAGAAAUAGUCCAAGUAGAAAAUGCAACGCAAUAUUUGAGUUUUAUACUAACUAAUCUUGAUACAUAUACCAUAAACCUUGAAGAUGUCCCCGAUUUAAUGGCGAAUGUCUCAACCAUGCAUUUAACUACAACAAAUACCGACAGAUGGAGAGAUUUAGGAAUGAAUCCUGACGUAGACACUAUUCAACUGGAAACUGCAUUAGUAGCCGAUGCUUUAACUCACAUAGAAAAAGCAAUGAAGAAGAUGCAAGGACAAGAUGAAAAUGAAAGAAAGUUUACAAUAGUAGAAGAUUUUACUGAACCACCGGGUCUAUGUUUGAAAGAUUCGAAAGCAGAUUAUGAAGAAGCAGCUUGGGCAUUAGGUCAAAAUUUACGAGAGAUUUUAAUAAAUACGACUGCAAGGGGUUUUACAGGAAACAUAGAGUUUGAUGAAGACGGAAGGAGGAAAAAUUUCAUGCUGCAUUAUUCUAAAUUAGGCCAUGAUAGUCAGUUUAUUUAUGUAGGUGAUUGGGAUUCGACCAAGGAUUCUAUUACUAAAGAGAAUACUGUCACCGAUAGGUCAAUGACGUUAAAAUCUAACAAAAUAAGGGUUGCCACAAGAGUCGGUUCUCCUUAUUUUGUUUUCACACAAGAAAAUGACACUAGUCCAUAUCCUUACCGGGGAUACGCGGUUGAUCUAAUAAGUGAAAUUUUCAAAUUAAUAAAUAAGGAAGAGAAAGUGAAUUUAGAGUUUGAGUUUUAUCGUGUUGAUCAUGAUCAGUACGGCAAUCAAAUAGCAGGAACUAAUAAAUGGAAUGGUAUGAUGGGCGAUUUGAUUGAACAUAAAGCCGAUCUGGGGAUAUGUGAUAUAACAAUCACAUCAGAGAGAAAUAGCGUCGUUGAUUUUUCGACUCCUUUUAUGACUUUGGGUAUUAGUAUGUUGUUCAGAGAACCUGAUCCUGAACCACCCGACAUGUUUUCUUUUCUUCUGCCACUUGAUUUGGAUGUUUGGCUUUAUUUGGCGACGACUUACAUAAUAGUAUCAUUUGUUCUUCUUAUAUGCGCUCGAAUGAGUCAAGAUGAUUGGGUCAAUCCACAUCCUUGUAAUCAAAAUCCGGAAAAUUUGCAAAAUAUUUGGAGUUUGUACAAUUGCAUGUGGCUUGCUAUGGGAACAAUUAUGACACAGGGUUGUGACAUAUUGCCGAGGGCAGCUGGCUCACGCUGGGUUGCUGGCAUGUGGUGGUUUUUCGCCCUCAUCGUGACAGCGUCGUACAUGGCUAACAUGUCUACAUUUCUAAGUAACAGUCGUCGCAGCAGUGACAUCAAUGAUGUGAAGGCUCUUUCUCAACAGAAUAAAGUUGCAUAUGGAGCUGUGUAUAACGCUUCUACUUACAGAUUCUUUCAGAAAUCCAAUGAGUCAGUUUACCAAAAAAUUUGGUCAGUCAUGAGUUCGGCUAAACCAACUGUUUUCGUCAAUAACAACGAGGAAGGGAAGGAUAGGGUGCUUCGGAGUAAAGGGAAGUAUGCAUUUUUUAUGGAAUCCACUGCCAUUGAAUAUUACACUCAUCGAAACUGUGAAUUGAAGAUGGUUGGGGGCAAUCUUGAUUCUAAGGAAUAUGGAAUUGCUAUGCCAAAACAUUAUCCAUUUAAGCCCUGGAUAGAUCAUGCAAUAUUAUCAUUACAAGAGUCUGGUAGGUUGACUGAACUGAAAAAGAAAUGGUGGGAAGACGAAGACAAUACAGAGCAUUGUCAGCCUGAUGACCAGGGAGAUGAAGAAGAUAACGGUUCCCUGCAAAUGAAGAACACGAGUGGUAUUUUCCUUGUAUUGGGUAUCGGUGGGAUUUUGGGACUUUUGGUGGCCAUACUGGACUUUUUACUGCAUGCAAGACAAAUUAGUGUUAAAGAAAGGAUUACUUUCAAAGAGGCGUUACUAAGUGAAUGGCACGCAUCACUCGAUCCACGCGUGUUGCAUAAACCUGUUGCACCACCACGGUCAAUUUCUUCUUCAUCCGGCACACCGUCGUUACCGGACCGUGAACGGUCCCGGUCAAGAGCUGCAUCUGUGCUUCGCGCUGCAUCUUCAUUUAUAAAUUUUGAUGAGAUAUAUUAAAUCGUGAUAAAAUGUAAUAUGUGUUUGGUCAUAGAAUGUUUUUUUUUGGUAAUGAAUUUUAUGUAUCGUAUGGUAUGAAUUGUUUAAUGUAUUUUUAUUGUUUUAUCUAUCUUAUUACUAGAAUAAACCUUCGGGGUUUUAGGGUUUCGUAUUCAAAGGGUAAAACGGGAAUCCUAUUACUAAGACUUCGCUAUCUGUCUAUCACCAGGCUGUAUCUCAUGAAUCUUGAAAGUUAAAAAUUGUAAAAAAAUAAUAUAUUUCCUGUAC